AUGACAAAGACGGGGGGGGGUACGGCAAACAGAGGAAAGAAUACCUCCUCCAUUCAAAGCUCCGUAGACCGCGUGAUCCAAGACUUUAUCCAGGGCCGACGCCGCUGGUCUGCUGCCCAGUCUCAAGACCAAGUCUACAACCUCAAUCAUCCCGGAAGCAAAAGAACCCGGCAUCUCUCUCGGGGUCCGGGGCCCUCGAGCCGUCCGCCUGUGAAGGUCAAGUCCGAUCGGGAGCGAGACAAGCCAGAUUGGCAUGGAAAUGGAAUCUGCUGUCUGGGCGCCAACGUCCCGACUCUCAACACGUCCUGCUCUAUCCUCCCUCCCCGCAUACCAAUAUGA
Messenger RNA from Knipowitschia caucasica, 339 nucleotides. Lineage: Eukaryota; Metazoa; Chordata; Actinopteri; Gobiiformes; Gobiidae. The record is from the annotation of a GenBank genome assembly.